AAAGGUAUCGUGUUUUCCAACAUGCCUGAGCAGAUCAGUGUCUCAGAGUUCGUGGCUGUGACUUCGGAGGAUCUCAGUUCGCCGGCCGCCUCCACCUUCUCCUCCAAAAUGCAAAAGUGUAGGGGAGCAGUGGUGGCGUUGGAAGAGAGCUUGGACAGCGACCAAGCCAUUCUUCAGCGAAUCAAGAAAUAUGUGAAAGCCAUUCAUACCUCUGGUCUCACCCAUGUGGAGAAUGAAGAACAAUACUCUGAAACUCUAGAAAACUUUGGAAACAACCACUUGUCGCAGAACAACCAUGAGCUUUCCACAGGCUUCCUGAAUCUGGCUGUCUUCACUAGGGAAGUGACGGCACUCUUCAAGAACCUGGUGCAGAACUUGAACAACAUUGUCUCCUUCCCUCUGGACAGUAUGCUGAAAGGACAGUUUAAAGAGAGCCGCCUGGAUUCCAAGAAGCAGAUUGAAAAGGCCUGGAAGGAUUAUGAGGCCAAAGUAGCCAAGCUGGAGAAGGAGAAGGAGCGAGCCAAGGUCUCUGGAGUCAUUCAGGCCGAGCCGUUGACAGCAGAGAUUGUUGAAGACCUGCAGAAAGAGCGCCGCACUUUCCAGCUUCAGAUGUGUGAGUACCUUCUGAAAGCCAAUGAGAGCCAAACAAAGCAAGGACCAGACUUCCUGCAGAGCCUCAUCAAGUUUUAUCAUGCACAACACAAUUUCUUCCAAGAUGGCUGGAAGGCAUCACAGAAUCUGUACCCGUUCAUUGAGAAGCUUGUGGCCUCCUUACAUGCACUGCAUCAAGCAAAGGAAGAAGAGGUAAAGCAGCUCACACGGAUUCGAGAUUCCCUCCGAGGAAUCUUGCAGCUGGAGAACAAAGGGGAAAAUCUGAACAGGAAGAAUUCGGGUAGCGGGUACAGCAUCCAUCAACACCAAGGCAAUAAGCAGUAUGGGACUGAGAAGUCUGGAUUUCUGCACAAGAAGAGUGAUGGGAUUCGAAAAGUGUGGCAGAAGAGAAAAUGUGGCGUGAAGUAUGGCUAUCUCACCAUCUCGCACAGCACGAUAAAUCGGCCUCCUGUCAAGCUAAACCUAUUGACUUGCCAAGUGAGGCCACUUCCAGAAGAUAGAAAAUCCUUUGACCUUGUGACACAUAACCGGACUUAUCACUUCCAAGCUGAGGAUGAGCAGGAGUGCCUCAUAUGGGUUUCUGUGCUCCAAAAUAGCAAGGAUGAAGCUCUCAGCAAUGAACUCACCGAGUUUGUUAUCAUUGAGGUGAAGAAUAUGCCGGGAAACAGGCAAUGUUGUGACUGCGGAGCCCCAGAUCCCACAUGGCUUUCUACCAACCUUGGCAUCCUGACGUGUAUAGAGUGCUCAGGAAUCCAUCGUGAGUUGGGGGUCCACUACUCUCGUAUCCAGUCCCUGACCUUAGAUGUCCUCACCACUUCGGAAUUACUGCUGGCAAACAGCAUUGGAAAUGCCAAAUUUAAUGAAGUCAUGGAGGCCACAUUGCUGGAACAAGGCAGCCUGAAACCCUCCUCAAGCAGCGAUAUGAGCACCCGGAAGGAAUUCAUCAUGGCAAAAUAUAUGGAGCGCAAGUACGUUCACAAAGCUGGCAAAGAGGACUGUUACCGGCUCCAGGAAGCAAUCUGUUCAGGGGAUCUCUUGGCACUGCUUCAGGCCUUUGCAGAGGGUCAUGAUCUAACCAAACCUCUCACCAGCCCUGAAGGCCAGGAGCAAGGAGAACUGCCCCUGCAUCUAGCUGUUCGCUGCACCAGCAAGUCCUCCCUUCCGCUAGUGGAUUUCAUCAUUCAGAAUGGGGGGAAUCUGGAUGGACCCACUCCUGAUGGGAACACAGCCCUGCAUUAUGGGGCCCAGUACAAUCAGCCCAACUGUCUCAAGCUGCUACUGAAAGGGAAGGCCUCAAUAAAUGCAGUGAAUGCAGCAGGUGAGACUCCCUUGGAUGUGGCAAGAAAGUACAAGCAUGCAGAGUGUGAAGAUCUGUUGGUGCAGGCGCAGGAAGGGAAGCUUGCUCCUCAGAUACAUGUGGACUAUGACUGGGAAGCCCCUCAGGAGUUCUCCUACGAUAGUGAAGAUGAGCUGGAUGAGAAGGUGAGCCCACUGCAGUGGUCUUUUGGGUCCUCACCCUCCCCAACCACAGGACAGCCUGCCCUCUUUGCUCACAACCGACGGAGCUCCGCAGGCAUGGACAUCAGCAACAGGACCUAUGAGGCUGUCCUUGUCCCCUCACAGUCUGGUCCACACAGAGUGAACAGCGAGGAGAUCCCUCCACCACUGCCCAUCAAAAAACCUAUCAGAGCAGGUGUGAAGACAAAACCAGGGCAGAGCAGUGUGGAGUCUUCUGAGCCUCUGCCUCAGCAACCAGAUAUCCCAGAUGUUCAGAGUGUAUCCAUUACCAGUGCUCCUGGCAUGACGGACAGUGGCAUGUCCCGGCAUCCUUGUAGUUCCCGUAACUCUGUCGAAGUCAAAGGCACAGCCUACUGGGAAACCCGCUCAGAAAUGGAAGGUGGAUCCCAGCGGAGAAGAUCGGAGCCAAAUCAGAUAAUGGUGCAACAGCCCUCUCCUGGGACAUCCCCUGAUCAAGCAACCCCAGUCAAAUUCAGCUCAGAGUGUACCCGAUCCUACCGGCGCAUCAGUAGUGGCUCAGUGGGUAAAUCGUCUGGCAAUCCUCUUUCUCCACAGAGCUUGGGUAGCCCAGAAGAACUGCCAUCCUUCAAGGCUCCAACAGUAGCCCAAACUCCUCCUCCAGUUCCAAUGCCCAGAAGGCCAAAGGACGCCUAA
Molecule: messenger RNA, 2784 nt
Organism: Gekko japonicus
Lineage: Eukaryota; Metazoa; Chordata; Lepidosauria; Squamata; Gekkonidae
Gene: ASAP3
Product: ArfGAP with SH3 domain, ankyrin repeat and PH domain 3
Exons: 26
Coding region: 22-2784 (920 amino acids)
Biological process (GO): cell migration; positive regulation of GTPase activity
Cellular component (GO): cytoplasm; focal adhesion
Molecular function (GO): protein binding; GTPase activator activity
Source: RefSeq, a predicted model, not a curated record